AUGCGUCGUGCUCUAGACCAAUACAAGUUAUUGGAUAGAUUUCUACAGGGCCCAUUAGGACAUUUCUUGAAGAUGUCUUUGUCCCUCCAUUUGACUGCACCACAAUUGAUAUAUCAUGUUCUACUUAGGGAGGUGACAUUUCUGGGUGUCCGCCAUGAUGAGAUGUGGUUCGAGAUUAGCGGCACACCAUACAGGUAUGGGAUGCAAGAGUUCAUACUUAUUAGUGGACUCCGAUUUGGGGCUAUUGAUAGGGAAAGCCUUGAAUUGAAACCUAUUGAGCCGGAGAGUUUACAUGCUCGACUAUUUUCACAACAUAAGAAAUGGGUGACUGGAGACGACAUUGAAUUACUUAUUAGUACCAGAGAGGACAUGGUUUCAGAGGAUGCCCUGAAACUGAUUUACAUUACUGUGGUCGACAUGUUUUUGUUGGGCCAAGAUGAGCGCGGGCAUGUGGAUGAUUUCUUGUGGACUAUGGCCGAGGAUUUACACGCAUUUAAGACGUUCCCUUGGGGUACGUAUGUCUACAGUAAGAGUCAACAUUACAUCCGGUUGGCCAGGAAAGAAAGAAAAUUGACUAGUAAAGGUGGGAAGAAAAUCAACCUUUAUGGUUUUGUAUGGGAGUUUAAGAUCACCGAGAUGCUGAAACAAACUCUAGAUAUGUUGCGAAGAAUAGAUGGGGAAAUGAGUCAGGCAUCUAUAGUAAGAUUUUGGGAACAGGAGUACGAGGGCAACAUGAGGGUUUUUGCGUCUUCUAUCGUAUCUGUCCUGGAAGAGUGGACCGGUUUCAUCGACGGGCACACUAACGGGAGUCUCCCUUGGUGGACGGUCGAUUAUAUUUGCUUAAAAGAUAGGAGAGUUGUCAUAUAUGAUUCCAAUGCCAUGAAUGAAGAAAAUCGUAGGAGCAGGGCUGAAUCUAUUCAACCACUUGUGAGCUUGUUACCCAUUCUACUAAAGAAAGCUGCAUAUUAUGAACAUGUAACUGCAACUGCGACACUAGACAGAGAUUGGGAAGUGGAGAAUACUGAUCCUCAGAAGUUGCCUCAACAACCAGAUGGGGCCAGCUGCGGGUGCUACGUUAUCAAAUACGUUGAGGACAUAUUGAGGCAUAAUGAAGAUCACUGGCAGAUGCACCCGACUGUGGAUGUCCGUACCCUCUGGAGACAGAUUGGAAUAUUUUUGUAUAGACAUAGCACGUGUUAUUGA
This is a messenger RNA of Diospyros lotus (date-plum), 1203 nucleotides long. RefSeq lists its product as uncharacterized. Gene Ontology annotation, molecular function: cysteine-type peptidase activity. Lineage: Eukaryota; Viridiplantae; Streptophyta; Magnoliopsida; Ericales; Ebenaceae. Gene Ontology annotation, biological process: proteolysis. The transcript is spliced from 6 exons. The record is from RefSeq and is a predicted model, not a curated record. The coding region runs from base 1 to 1203 and encodes 400 amino acids.